Moesziomyces aphidis is the source of this 8208-nucleotide messenger RNA. The record is from the annotation of a GenBank genome assembly. NCBI's taxonomy places the organism in Eukaryota, Fungi, Basidiomycota, Ustilaginomycetes, Ustilaginales, Ustilaginaceae.
AUGCAGCCCAUUCAGCCGACCGCUGCACCUCCCCAAUGGGCUCAGAUCAGCUUCGACGACGGCUUCGACCUCAACCUCGAUGCAACUUCCUCCUUGGCUGGUCCCGCUUCCACUGCACCAUCAAUCCAGUCCCCGGCCAUCCCAGAUCGUUCCAUCCCAGAUGCACCACAAAACCGCUUCUCCGCAAGUCCGGCUUCGUCCAACAAGGCGCUUCCCCAGCUGCCAUCAACGGCCACCGCCAUGCCCGCUUCGGUUGGUGUGCCGAGCACGGUACAUGCGCGCCUGCCCUCGGCACACUCCCAGGAUGCAGCAACAGCAACAACUCCAAAGCCUCCAGGCACCCCGCAGGCGCACCUCCAUCCUUCCCCCAUCGUCACCGCUGCCACGCCCGAACAGCCCACCAACCGCAACUUUGACGCCAUCCAACCCCCACCGCGUCCCGUCUCCUCCGCCGACGCCUACAUGCAUCCCAUCGAAACCCUCCAGUCCGACACCAACAGCCGCCCAGGCACCGCAAUGAGCAACCUCAGCUCCGCCAACGGCAUCAACCCACCAACCACCAAUCGCAGCAGCUUCGGCACCGCCACCACCUCCACCACCACCAACGCACCCUUCAACCAGCCAAAACGCGCCUCUGUGCUCUCCUUCCAGACCGCAAACAGCGCAGGUUUCACAAGUGCAGACGAAGCAAAGAGCUCCGACCGCGAACACCUCGCAGACCAAACCUUGGUCGCCGCACCCGCCACUUCCUCGGCUCUGCCCAUCGACGCCGCCCAACCCAUCCGUCCAUGGCUCGACCGCAACACCUCCGGCUACGGUUCGUCGCCAGACGAGCGCUCCUUCCCAGGCGGCCUCCCCGGCUCCUUUUGGGACGAACCCGUCGCACGUCCACCGCACACCACAGCAGUCCUGCCAGAACAGCCAGCGCCACAGCCCUUUCUCGCCGUCUGUCCCCCCGCGCCCCCCAAUCACAACCCAGCAGCGGCUGCACCGGCCCAUGCCGACGAUACAUCGAGUACACAGAUCGGCCCGGCGGAUGCAAGCCUCGCACCCAUCAACACGCACGGCCUGGCUCCAUCCUCGCCUAACGCUCCUCUGUCGUCCACCACCAUCGCCGCCCCAUCCGACGAAACCACCCAGGCCGCACGCCAGUCCCCCGACGUCGCCAAGGCGUCUGUCAGAGAACUCGAGCCCAUCUCCGAUCUCGACGCGCCACCGCCGCCUGCCAAGGACGCCCGUAUCGACGACAACGCAAGCCCCGCCCCCGCCGACAACCUCAUCCCACCGCCCUUGCCUACCGACGCAGCAGCCAACGCUCAACCCGCCAUCAACCUGCCCGCCCUCCAGCGACCCGUCUCCGACUAUCGCAAAAAGCCACUCGCACACAUCUCGCCCGCUCAGAAAGCUGCCGGUCUCGCACACCUUCAGUCGCAGGCAAAGGCGCCCACCAAGCAGCCGAGCCGCGACAUGCCCUCCAACGCACCUCCCACCGCUCCCCCCACGGAAGCACCGCCCAUCGUCAUGAUGGAGCGCGCACGACGCAAGUCGACCGCCAGCCUCACCGCCAACGUCGCGCUUGCACAGGCCGCGGCCGGCGUGCCCAACCUCGCCCAAGAUGGCCUCGCCGACACGCCCGACACGCCGAGUGCAGAGAGCGCGUCUGCGGAAUCCAGCGCGCCUCCCGACGGCGAGGUCGAGGCACGCGCAGAGUGGGAGCGUCGCAGAAUCAAGCGCAAAAACGGCAACAAGAACAAAGACUCGCAAACCCAAAACAAAGGCCGCUCAGAUACCUUCAAGAGCCAGCUCCGGCCGCUCCAGCUCGUGCCCGCCGACAACGUGACUGCCUUCUCCGACCGCAACGCCGCCACCGCCGAUCGACACAGCAUCGCAGUCGCCAACCGCACCGCCAACGCCAUCGCUCCGGCUACGUCCGAUGCGCCCGCACCAGCAGCUGCGGCCUCGGCACAGACCACCUACAGCACCCAGCAGCUCCAGAGGCUCCAGGCACGCGAGCAGAGGAGGAGCGUCGGUGCCUUUAGCGCCGCCAUGGCCGCUGCCAACGUCGUUUCCAGCGGAAGCAACGGGCCCUAUCCCGUCUUUGCUUCGCCCAACUCGGGCCCACAGAAGGUCGGCGCGCGACAGUAUCCCGGUCUCAUGGCACAGCGCAGCCUCGUGCCGCCGUUUGAGCUGCAGCAUCGUCCCGACGGCCUCCCCUCGGGCAUGAUCGGCCCGGACGGCGUGCGAAGGAGCAUCAACGACCCCGAGGUGUGUCUCGAGUGCAUGAUGCGCGACGAAGACAUGAUCGACAUCCGCGUCGUCGGCGACGGCGUCUGGGAACGCGAGAGCGACAAGGACUUCCAAGAAGCCGUCAGGCAGGAGGCCGAAGACGCCGCCAGCGGGCCAGCCUCGCACGGCAUGAGCGGCAGCAGCGGACACGCAGACAGCCUCACCAGCCACCGCGACUCGCGCCAGUCGCGCAAAGCGCGCAAGAGGAUCGGCAAGGGCGAGCCGCUCACCGUGGAGCGCCUCAAGCUCCACACCCAGAUGAACCCGCCCGCCUCAUCGUUCCGAUGGCGUACGCUGCAGACCUUCCUGGCGGUACAGGCCAAGUACAUCGCCAUGGAGCAGCAGAGGAUGCGCCUCGAGGUCGACAAGAGGGCGCGCCACAACAACGACAGCGUCAGCAGCCGUGGCAGCUUUGUCGCCGACUCACCCGUGGCCGCGGGCGUGCUCUCUUCGCCCUUUGCGCCUGCGCGCGACGCCUCGUCACCUCAACGCCAGUCCAUCCUCUCCACCUCGGUCGACGACAGCACUCUCACGCCGCUGCAGAAGCAGGAGAAGGAGCGCGACGUCGCCGCGGCGCAGGCGGCGCGCAAGAAGAUGACCGUCGGCACGACUCCGCCAAUGGCCCCGACGCCGCCGCUGGGCAUGCCGGCCUACUCUGUGACGCCUCUGCAGACGCGCGCAGCUCCCCAGUCCAUCCCUGCCCGCGUCGGCUCGGAUCCGGACGGUGUGCUGGGCGGCGCAUCACCCGUGGGCGGUGUGAGCAUGACGCCCAGCAGCAGUCGUCGUGUGCCGUUUGCCUCGGCACCCACUGCGCGCGCGGCGAGCGCGCAGGAUCUUCGGUCCAUGGCUGACGGGCAACGAUCGGCAGGAUAUCCGGCCAGCCCGGACAGUUUGAUGCCUCCGUCGAGGUCGGUCAUGGGCACGUCGCCCACGGGCACGCCGUCGCGGCUGGCGGCGCGCUCGGGAGCGUCGCAGCUGUCGCUCAUGCACAGCGGGUCGAUGAUCGACAUGCACGUCGCGCAAGAAGACCGCGCCGAGCAUCGGAUCAAGCAAAACGGCUUUUUGCCAGGCACGCCGCUGGCGGUGGAAUCGCCCGCCGCCAUGAACCGCUCCUACUACGGCUUUCCCGGCGACGGCGACUCGUCGCUGCCGGAUCCGGCGGCGUUUGAGCGGUCGCGCAUGGUGUCGGGCGACGGCUACGUCAACCCCAUGCAGGCUGGACCGCGCGGAUUGGAUGCGGACCAUGACGACAACAAGCGCAAGAAGAAGGGCCUCCGUGGGCUGUUCUCCAAGCUGACCGGCGGCAGUGCGGCGGGUCGCGAGAAUUCGACUGGCGGUAUGGGGGAUGGCAGCAUCAACGGUAGUGUUGCGAGUCGCAAUGCGAGCCGACGCUCGCAGGCCUCGGACAGCUCCAAGCCGCGCAAGUUUUCGUUUAGCGCCGAGCGUUCGCUGGAUACAUCGGGCGCUGCGGCGAGUCCGAACGGUAUGCUCAGCCGAGCACACAGAUCGACCUCGACGUUCUUCCGCAACGGCGCCGAGCCCGAUGUGGAAGCUGCCAAGCCGCGACAGCCGAGCGCGGGCAACUCGAACACGCCCUUCCAGAAUCCACCGGGCAUGACGAGCCAGGGCAGUCUGGACCUCGGACCGUUCCAGCCGGCUUCGCCGCAGGCCAAUGCGUUUGGUGCGGCCAACGGCAGUGCGGCGAGGAUGCGCAAGGCGUCGAACCCGCUCAUGCAAAAGUACCUCAGCUCGCCCUCGCCCCAGACGCAGGCUUCGCCGGUGCCGAGCUCGGUGCCGACGUCGCCGGUAGAAAGGGUUGCUGUGCAUCCGAGCCAACGCGAUGCGAGGGUGUCGGGUCUGCAGCCCAUUCCGGACGGCGAGCAGGUGGGAGACGAGUACGAGCCACGCCAGUCGGUGCGCUCGAGCGGCAGUGCGAGUGUGCGCAAGGAGCUGCCCGCCAUGCCGACGCUCGGAGGCCGGCCGAGCAUGGACAGUGGCGGGCCCCAGCGGCCGCCGCGCAAUCCGCGCCGGCCCGAGGGUGCGCUCAACUCGCCGAGCCUCGUGGAUCUCAGCAACAAUGGCGGCGGAGUGGGGCAGGUGCGACGCGAGUUCCCGCAGCCGAGCCGGUACGAGUCCGGUUCGUAUGCGAGCGUGGCGUCGCGCGAGAGCGAGACGAAACGGUCGCGCUUCCGACUGCCGUUUGGGCGCAAGAAGCGCGAGUCGACGCUGGGCGAGCCUAAGCCAUCGAUUGUGGUUGGCGGUGCGGAAGAGGACGGGGUGCGGGGUGGGUUGUUCCCCGCGCUUCGCACACGCAAGAGCUACGGCGGCCUAGGCGUUCCCAAAGCGAGCUUUAGCACCGAGAGACAGCGCGUGUUAUCGUCGCCCUCGCACGAUAUGGCAACGUUGCCGCCACGCAGUCAGAGUGCGUUUGGCAUGGCGCCCACGCAGCGCUUCAUGUCGAUGGACUUGCCGCGUCGCUCGAUGAACGUCGGUCGUGCCGACCAUCGACUGAGCACAGUCGGGUACGAGGAGGAGGAUGAGGAUGACGAGAUGGAGCGCGAGCCCGGAUACGAGGCCGAGUUCAACCGGUACGCGCAGGAGGCGGCGGAGGAGAGGUAUGUCAAGCCGAGGGAGGCCAGUGCGGGCGGCCAGAGCUUUGGCAGGAAGAGCCUCAACUUGCUGCGUGACCUGCGCAUGCCGCUCGGCCUUGUACGAGCCGGAGAAGCGGAUAGGAACGGCAGCAGGAUUCUCGACACUACCACCCGCCAUCUGCCCAACACUCGACGACCCGGAACACUCUCGUCGACCACGCACAGCUUGGACCCCAGAGCUGGCAUCCGCUCCACUGCAGCACGCACUCAUCGUACAGCAAAGCUCUGCAACGCUGCCCAUCCCAGCACAACGCACGAUCUGCACAAAGGUACCCGCUGUACGUUGGCCAUCCACGAUCGAACAAACAGCUCGUAUAAUCGUGCAGACGACAUCCAGGACCAAGAUCAACUUGCGAGUCAGCAUAUCGCCCACCAAGACAGCCGCAGAUUGCACCGUCCAGACAUGGCGCCCAAGGCGCUGGCGAGCGAUGCCAAGAUCGUUGUGGCCUCGACGGACGAGCUGCAGGCGCACUUUGACGAGCUGCACGCCGAUCUGCACCUGGCCGAGACGGAGCAUACGUGGCACAAGAUCGAGCAGUCGCUGCUGUACAUCCAAGCCAUCACGCGCGGUGGCGCCACCAAAUUCGCCGACUUUGUUCCACUCAUCAAAGACGCAGCGGCACCGAUCAACGGAGCGCUGCUGAGCGAGCGUACGAAGCUGUCCGGCACGGCGGCGGAUGUGCUCAACUCGAUCGCACCGCGACUUGCAGAGCGGUUCGAACCGCUGGUGGCCGUGUUUGUUCCGACGUUGCUGCAGAUCUGCGCGCGCACCAACAAGGUGGCGGUCAAGAGGGCGGAAAAGUCGCUCCACUUCAUCGUCAAGCACUGCAGACCCGUGGCGGUGGUGCCGCUGCUGCGCGAGGCGCUCAGGGAUAAAGGCUCGGGUCUGCGCGCGGUCGCUGCAGGAACGUUGGUGGCGGUGCUAGAGUGUACAGACAGGGAUAGGCUGGGUAGGAGGGUGGCGGAUGUAGAGGCGGCGAUAAGAAGCGGUGCGACAGAUUCGAAUGCAGAGGUGAGGCAGAUCAGCAAGAGGCUCUUCGAGCACUAUGUCGCCCUGUGGCCGGAAAAGGUCGAGGCGUUCACAAAGCCAAUGACCCCUACGAUUCGAAGGUACCUCGCACUGCCAAAGACAGGUGCACUGGUCGUGGACGUCCCAACACCACAACUCAAGGUGCAGGAAGCCGUAAGGGUAGCACAACCACCACCACCACCACCACCGACGACGACGCAGCCAACAUCGCAGUACAACUUUUUCCCGGACCUCCAUCGUGCUCCUGCCGCCUCGACCUCGCGAGGAUUCAGCGUGAACGAUGCGACGUAUGCCAAACGCGGGCUGUUUGCGGAUCAGAUUGCGGCAGCACGUAAUGCGCGAUUGGCCCGCAUGCCCUCGUUCAACUUUGACGACAGGCUGGUCGACGCCGCGGCCACGACGGCCAUCAAGCGGCAGCCGAGCUUGGAGCAGCGGCGGGGCGACAUCAACUCGAGCACGCCUGGAUUCGCGACGACGGGCGCGCACGGUAAGAGUGUGCUGCUCGCAGCGUACAAGCAGGCGUUUGUCGACCAGCACUCUGCUUCAUCGCGGGACAAGUCGCGCGACAGGGAGCGCAAGCACGCCGACCGGAAGCGCGACAAGACAGUCGUGCGGUUCGAGCGCGACACGCUCGAUGCCCCACACCCGGCAGAGGAUGAGAUGCGCAGGUCCAAGUCCGCGCCGCUUAUCCCCGCCGCCGAGGCGGAAGUGAUUCAUGAUCCGUCGACGCCCACGGAGAGUGGAGAGGAUCGGCCGAUUACGCCGCCGCAGCGGGUGGUGCAGACACCCCGUACGGCGGUCAAGGCGAGCAGAGUGCCGGCGCAGCGCGUCGCCGCUUCGGCCGUCAAGGUGUCCGCAGCGAGGGUGGUCGUCCCCACGCCCUCGGCCAAGGUCGCAGCCACCAGGGUGGUCGAGGCGGCGUCGGUCGAGGCGAGUCCUGUGCCCAAGGCGAGGCAGGCAAAGACGCCAGAGCAAGCCAUCCAGCCCGCUGCAGCCAAGCCCAGCGACGAUAAGGACCCCAAGGCACCGGUCAAGAAGGCCGUUCCGGUGCCAAGCACGACCCCUCGCGAGGCGAUCAAAGCUUCAAAGUCGACCGAGAUGGCGAAAAUCGCCUCCAAACCUGUCGCUCGUCCAGCAGUCAAGAAGGCGGUACCAACCAAGCCGGCUGCACCAGCCAAGCCCACCACCACCACUGCACCCGCAAAGACCGUUCGACCGGUUGCUGUGAAACCUCCAGCCCCCGCCCCGAGCAGUGCUGCGAUGGCACGCGCCAAGCUGGCAGCCGCCAACCGGCUCGCCUCCACCACCACCGCGCCGAAAAAGCCCGAGGGUGGUGGGGUUCGGAUAUCGACAGCAACAGCAUCUACCGCCUCGACGCGCAACAAGAUCGUCCCCUCUGCGGCCGUGAAAAAGUUCACCCCCAAGGCCACUCCAGCGGUAGGCGUGGGGGUGAGGCGCGCAAAGAGCUCGAUUGCCGAGUCGAUCGCGGCCAAGAGCAAGAUCGUGGGUGCACAGCAAAAGGUGAGCGACAAGACGGUGGCGGUGCGAAAGGCGAGGGUCAGCGCGGCGCUCAAGAUGCAGAGAAGAGCGUCCGCCGUUGCGGCCACUAAGGUAUCAACCGCGACCUCCAACGCAGCAUCCACCGCUGCACCCACCCCAGCAUCGAAGAGGGAGGAAGCAGGGCAGGAGGAGAAGAAGGAGAAGAAGAUUGUGGAGGAGAAGGCGGUGGUGGGUACACCGAUGCAGUCGCCCAUCAAGACGGCUGCACCGGGUGGCAGCACGCGCACUCCACUCGGCGCCAAGGAUCCCAACGUCCCCUCGACUCGUUCCACGCCGCUCAAAUCGCCGCUGCGACCGACUCCGCGCUCCGUCACCGCCCUUCGUGUGCUCGACGUCAGCGUUGUCGACAGUAGAAGCGAGCGACCAACGCCGCUCGUAGCCGCACCUCGUGUGCUCGACGUCGAGGUCUCCGACAGCGAAAGCGACGACACUCGCUCGACUCGACCCACGCUCGAAUCUCCGUUGCGGUCGACCCCCCUACGCUCAAGCGCACCUCGCAUGCUCGACGUCAAUCUCUCUGACAGCGAAAGCGAAAGCGAGAGCGGUGGGGAGGAGGUGGUUCAGCUCACGUUGGGCUCGAAACAGCUCGUGCUCGGUCCGGACUCGGCGAGCAGCGAUGCCUCGUUUGGCGCAAGCCCAGAUGACGAGACUGUAGUGCUCGAGGCCGUAGCCGCCUUGUAA